This is a messenger RNA of Anguilla rostrata (American eel), 1087 nucleotides long. It is a transcript of the gene kcne4, whose product is annotated as potassium voltage-gated channel, Isk-related family, member 4. The record is from RefSeq and is a predicted model, not a curated record. Gene Ontology annotation, molecular function: delayed rectifier potassium channel activity; transmembrane transporter binding; potassium channel regulator activity. Bases 173 to 715 code for a protein of 180 amino acids. Gene Ontology annotation, cellular component: membrane. The transcript is spliced from 2 exons. NCBI's taxonomy places the organism in Eukaryota, Metazoa, Chordata, Actinopteri, Anguilliformes, Anguillidae. Gene Ontology annotation, biological process: ventricular cardiac muscle cell action potential; negative regulation of delayed rectifier potassium channel activity; regulation of ventricular cardiac muscle cell membrane repolarization.
CGCAGUUCCGGACCUAUUUAAGCAGUUUACAGCCGGCAGUUUACGCAGAUGUGGGGAAACUUGCACGUACCCAAAGUUCGAAAUCAAACUCGGGCAAUACCUGAUAUUUUACAGUUCAGCGCAGAUUCAGUGAUCUGAAAUAACCAUCGGAAACCAUUGAGACUCGCGUCAGAUGACUAGGAUGGAGACCGCAAAUAACGACACAUCGCCAAACCCUCUCCAUCUGCAGAUGGGUGGCGACUCCGGCGCCCAACCUGGCAGCGGCGAUGGCAAUGCGUAUCUGUACAUUUUAAUAGUCAUGUCUUUUUACGGGGUGUUUCUGUGCGGGAUCAUGCUGGGUUAUAUCCGGUCCAAGAGGCGAGAGAAGAAGCCGAACGUGUUCACGCAUUUAAUCUAUGAGGAGGAGAAGCGCGAGUGGGGGGCCGUUCAGAAGAAGCACAGCCUGACCCUUCCCAUUAGCGCGGGUCUCAGGUCCGUCCAAGUGUCGCUCCCUUUUGGUGGGACCCUGUACAACGGCAAGCUUCCGGCGCCGCUCUCGUGCGCCCUGUGUUCCGUGGAGCAGAGCAGCGCGAGCUCCCUCUGCUCCUCCGCCGACGUGCACUUCGCCAUAGAGGAGGAGUCGGACAGCGGCACUGCCGAGGUUGCGGAGGAGGCACUCAGGGGAUGUCCGGACAACUGCGACGAUUCCGCGGAUGUUCUCAAAGAACGCUGGUGACAGAGGGAAUCCUGAAAAAGUGCGGGAGAGGAAGUACGCGUAAACUGCGUCUCUCUCCAAAUGAAGGUUUAUUUUGGACUAUUUAUUGGAGGGCAUAAGAACUCUGGCCUGUGUAUUUUCAGAACUGAAAUUCACCUGGGAACCACUUGAAACUUGAUAUGCUUUUUCGAGAUUAAAAAAAUAAAAUGAGCAAUGCUGCGUAGAUGUUCAUCGCCUUCUUACUAUACAUUUUAUCCCGUUUUCAAAUGUAUAUAUUACAAAACCAUUUGUAUAUAUUGUUCCCUGAUUUCUUCAGUGAUUUCAUGCAAUUAUUUAAACUACAACUUAGUCACUUUUCAUAGUGAAAUAAAGUUUGUUUUUCGUUUACAAAAA